Corythoichthys intestinalis (scribbled pipefish) is the source of this 3388-nucleotide messenger RNA. It is a transcript of the gene c17h2orf42, whose product is annotated as chromosome 17 C2orf42 homolog. The transcript has 9 exons. Gene Ontology annotation, cellular component: nucleus. Bases 103 to 1887 code for a protein of 594 amino acids. Lineage: Eukaryota; Metazoa; Chordata; Actinopteri; Syngnathiformes; Syngnathidae. The record is from RefSeq and is a predicted model, not a curated record.
UGUAAGGAGCAAUGGCGACGGUCGACGACUCGUGAGGCAGAAACCGCGUCCUGGUUGACCAAAGAGAAGCUUCCAAGAAGCCAAUCACCAACCAAUUGGAAAAUGGAGAGCAUGUCCCCUUCAACUGUCCCGUCACCAUCCGCCACCCCACUCGCCGCCAAGCAGAGGGACGUGCGCACCAAAGCGGCGGGGUCCACCCUGACCUCGGCCCUUUUCUCUAACCUGGGGAAGGCCACCUUGCGUGGAAUCCGCAAGUGUCCACGCUGCGGCGUCUACAACGGCACCCGGGGCCUCAGCUGCAAGAACAAAGUGUGCGGGAUCUCUCUCCGGGACGCCUCCUCAGGGGCCAGGACGGGCAGGAAGGGUGGCGUGGAUGUGGUCAGAGUGAUUUUGGACAGCGAGGAGCCAGAUGGGAAGGAGCGAGACCGUGCCGGAGGAGACGGCACUCAGGUAUUUUCCGUCUGCCACCGAGGACGAGGAUCUGCCCAGCUGGGCUUCGUGGAGUUGGCCCGCACCGCUGCCACCGUCUCUUCAGGUGAGGGAGACCCCCUGCUCUCUCAGAUCACAAUGGGCCGCUGCUACUUGCCGACCUGCGGGCAGGCUCCGAGGUCCGACCGAUUCGAUUCCAGCGCACCCGACGCCCCCUGCGUCCACAUCAAAACCGCUAUCGAGUGCUGCCGAUCCGCCGCGCCUCUCAGCGUAAAGAGCUCCGCCCUAGAGGGGUUGACGGUCUCCUCGCAGACCAAGGAGGAGCUAUGGAGCCUGGCCACCAAAUCCCCGGGGCCCCUGGUGCAGAGGGUGUCCGGGGACACCCUGGUGGUCAAGUGUUGCCCGGAUUCCGCGCACCCUCUGGGCCUUCUACAUUUAACCGUCAGUAGCGGCAGGGCAACGACUGAGAAAGGCGGCGGAAAAACCCGAGGGGUGACGUUUCACUGCGCCUGCCACCCCGGUAAGGCCGAGGAGACGGACGCCGUCGAUGGCUCGGAUCCUUCUCAGCCGUGCCUGCACGUCUACGCCUGCGUAUGCGCCUUCGCCAGUGAUGAGAAGCUGGCGUCAGAAUUCGCUGCGUUUAUCAACUCUGCGACAAGUGGUACGAGUGCUGCUAAUAUCAUCAGCGCAUACAUCUCACAGACCCCACCCGGCAGAAUCCUCGUUCCCUGCGAGAGGCCCUGUUCGCUGCCAACGGAGAUGGCUAAAUCUCCUCACAAAGCCAAGAAACCGCGACUGGAUGAAAGUCUUUUGGGUGGUGGUCAAGUAAUGGACGAGGCCUCUGUCUCCAUGGGUUUCCACCAGUGGCUUGCUAGUGUCACUGAGAGGAUCCAGCAGACUAUGCAUUACCAGUUUGACGGGAAACCUGAACCUCUAGUGUACCACAUCCCGCAGCACUUCUUCAACGCCCUGCAGCAUCGGCUAUCACUGGGCUCUAAAAGACGGUUGCCUAACUUCACCACAGUGCUGGUGAGGAACGACGGUGUCCCUCAGGGCUCCUCCUCCAAGUACACCUGGCACAUCACCAACCUCCCAGAAGUCAAACGGAUCUUUGACACCCCGGAGGUGCAGCUGGAGGUCACUCAGAGUUUCGUCCGGAAUGUCGACGGUUCCUACUCGCGCUUCCACUGUUCACAACCUCCAGGUGGGAUCAGGACGGAUGGGACGCUGCCCAUUCGUCCCAUGGAGCUGCAGACUUUCCUUAAAGUUGGACCUGGCUCAGAAGACCCCAAGGAGCCUGGCCCCUUGGUCAUCGAAUGGACCCCUGACGUGCUCCCUCGCUGCCACGUGGGUGAGCUGAGGAUUCUCUACCAGUUCGGACACCAGAGGAGCGGACAGCAGCUGGAAUGGACUGAGAAAGACGGUUACGUCAAAAGUGAGCCUUCAUCGGCAAGUUAAAAAAAAAAAUUAUAUUGAUUAACUCAUUCACUCCCAGCCAUUUUCACCGGAGCAAGGCCCUUCGCUCCCGGCCAUUUUACUGGAUUUUGACUGAUUUUGCAAGGCCCACAGAAAAUUCUGUUCUACUGCUAUAUAAACAUGAAACCCACCAAAAGAAAGAUUAGACUCUCUCCUUUCAGCAGAGAAAAAGUUAGUUCAUAUUUUUUUCCAUUCUUUAGAAAUCAGCAUUAGAAAAUAGCUUAGUUUGAGGAAUUUUCCAAUUUCUGAUGAAAAAACGGAGAAAUUGAGCUUUUUGUGAAAGCAUACAUUUCAAACAUAACUUUGACUUAUACACAACUAUUUUUUGCUUUAGUUACAUCACAAACAUCUGAAUAAUGUUUUCCUUCUACAAAAUAGGAUAAACAACAAGACAAAUAGAGCUUUUGAUAGCAAAGUAACAAUUUAUUUACACAUAACUAACUGAAAGAUGACGCUGUUCUGGCCGCGACAGCCGGUUAAACUUUUCCCUCAUCGCCGUCUGUCUCAUAAAGAUGAAUUUUUUUGAGUCUCUGAGGGCUCUGCUCGCGAGCAGCACGGACUCAAAGGCAUCGCCCGCUGCACUAGUGGUCCCGGUCAUUCUGCUCGGUUGUCCAGCGCCUGGCAUCCCGGGCGUCCUACCGGUUGUUCUGCUCGGUUGUCCACCGCCUUGCAUCCAUUCGGUCGUCUUCCGCCGGCGCUUGACCGUUCGUUGCUGUUGAAUUGGGUUGCAGGUCUUACCAAAUGCGCUACUGCCGCCCAGUGGCCAGUUUUAUUGCUUUAAAAUGGAUUUUCAGCUUUGUGCUUUGGAGCUAAAUUGAAUCACGACCCCUUAUAAAUAUUUUAUAAGGGUUGAAAAGUUACCUAGUGUUGCUUAGAUAUUUAAUAUUGUGUAUGUAAUAUUAAAUAAAAUGCACAAAAGUGUGUUGAGAACAUAAGUGCUUGUUUUGUGUGCAAAAUAAUGUGAUUAAUGUACACGAGACCUUUUUUUUCAGGAAUAUUUAUAUUUUGUGUAUUCUUAACGGGAAUGUUUUAAAAAAAAAAGUUUUAUAAUUAUAUUCAUUUAAAUUUUAUGUAUUCGUGGAAUAUUUGUAAAAUGAUUUUGGGCGUAUACUUUUUUUUUUUAAGUUUUAAUUUACAACUGUUGAAUGUUUAUUUUUAACAUACUUUUAAAUUUGUUAUGUUAUACUUGGUAUAUUUUGAAAUGGAGUUUUAAAAUUGUAUCGCUUGAACACAUUUUUUCAUCAAAAAUAUAUUUGUGUUUCAUUAUUUUUUUUCAUUAAAAAUAACUUUGAAUGUAUUUUUCAUUUUUUUAUACUGUAUUCCUUUGAAUUUGCUGUAUUUUUUUUUAUUACUUAAAAAAAAUGCAUUAAUUUAAAAUGCGUUCAUUUAUUUUUUGGGGAGGUGGGGGUCGAAUUUCAAUUAUUAAUUUUAGUGCCGUUUAAUAUGUGAAAACGAAACAAUUUAUGAAUAAAAUAAAAUAAAU